GAGGCCGCGCGCCCAGCCCGCCCGCACCGCGCCAUGGCCCCGCGCGCCCGGCGGCGCCGCCAGCUGCCCGCGCCGCUGCUGGCGCUUUGCGUGUUGCUCGUCCCGCUGCAGGUGACCCUCCAGGUCACUCCUCCGUGCACCCAGGAGAGGCAUUACGAGUAUCUCGGACGGUGUUGCAGCAGAUGCGAGCCAGGAAAGUACCUGUCUUCUAAGUGCACUCUUACCUCUGACACUGUGUGUCUGCCCUGUGGCCCAGAUGAGUACUUGGACACCUGGAAUGAAGAAGAUAAAUGCUUGCUGCAUAAAGUCUGUGAUGCAGGCAAGGCUCUGGUGGCAGUGGAUCCUGGCAACCACACAGCCCCGCGUCGCUGUGCCUGCACGGCGGGCUACCACUGGAAUGCAGACUGCGAGUGCUGCCUCAGGAACACGGAGUGUGCACCCGGCUUUGGAGCUCAGCAUCCCUUGCAGCUCAACAAGGAUACGGUGUGCAUACCCUGCCUCCUGGGCUUCUUCUCAGAUGUCUUUUCGUCCACAGACAAAUGCAAACCUUGGACCAACUGCACCCUCCUUGGAAGGAUAGAAGCACACCAGGGGACUUCGGAAUCAGAUGUGGUCUGCAGCUCCUCCCUGACACUGAGAAGACCACACAAGGAGGCCCAGGUUUACUUGCCCAGUCUUAUCGUCCUGCUCCUCUUCAUCUCUGUGGUAGUAGUGGCUGCCAUCGUCUUUGGCGUUUACUACAGGAAGGGAGGGAAAGCGCUGACAGUUAAUUUGUGGAAUUGGGUCAAUGAUGCUUGCAGUAGUCUAAGUGGAAAUAAGGAGUCCUCGGGGGAUCGUUGUGUUGGUUCCCACUCGGCAACCUCCAGUCAACAAGAAGUGUGUGAAGGUAUCUUACUAAUGACUCAGGAGGAGAAGAUGGUUGCAGAAGACGGUGCUCGAGUCUGUGGGCCUGUGUGUGCAGCAGGCAGAGAUUCUAGGACGUUCACGUUGGUCAGCGAGGUUGAGACGCAGGGGGAUCUCUCAAGGAAGAUUCCCACGGAGGAUGAGUACACGGACCGGCCCUCGCAGCCUUCGAAUGGUUCACUGUUCCUAAUCCAGCAGGGAAGCAAAUCUAUACCCCUGUUCCAGGAACCCCUGGAAGUGGGGGAGAAUGACAGUUUAAGCCAGUGUUUCACGGGGACUGAAAGCAUGGUGGAUUCUGAAGGCUGUACCUUCACUGAGCCUCCAAGCACAACUGACUGUCUGCCUGUGUCCCCUGAAAAGCACCCGACAAAAGAAAUAGAGGGUGACAGUUGCCUCCCCUGGGUGGUCAGCUCCAACUCAACAGAUGGCUACACAGGCAGUGGGAACAUUCCUGGGGAGGAUCAUGAACCCUUUCCAGGGUCCCUGAAAUGUGGACCCCUGCCCCAGUGUGCCUACAGCAUGGGCCUUCCCAGUGAAGCAGCAGCCAGCAUGGCAGACACGGAAGUGCAGCCCCAGGACAGGGCUGAUGCAAAGCUUUCAAGCUCAGAGAGGGGAGCCUCAGGGUCUGGGAGCUCCCCCACUGAGCCGCCUGCCUGUGGGAACGUGACGGGAAACAGUAACUCCACGUUCAUCUCCAGCGGGCAGGUGAUGAACUUCAAGGGUGACAUCAUCGUGGUGUAUGUCAGCCAGACCUCGCAGGAAGGCCCGGGGCCCGCAGAACCGGAGUCGGAGCCGGUGGGCCGCCCGGUGCAGGAGGAGACGCUGGCACGCAGAGACUCCUUUGCGGGCACCGCGCCGCGCUUCCCAAACGCCUGCGCCACCGGGGCUGGGAUGCAGGAGCAGGGGACACCCCUGCAGAAGGACGAGGCAUCGCGGCCGGUGCAGGAGCAGGGUGGGGCGCAGGCCUCACUCCAUACCCAGGGGUCCGGACAAUGUGCAGAAUGACCUCACCUUCUCUGCCUGCCCAAAAAACAUGUUGUGGCUAUCCUCUGUGUGCUUCCUCACCGGUGCAGGCUGUGGGCAUGGUGGUGAAGCCUACCUCUCACUUUCUCCGGUGCCCCCUCCUCUGCCUCCUACCACACGGCCUUUUUUGCAACGUUUGUGUCUUGCAUUAUUGAGAUCUGUAUCACCCCACCCCCAUAUUUAUUAUUCACUUGCUUUUGUAGUGUUUUCUGAUAUUUUUUUCUCUCUCAUAUAUAUGUAUACAUAUAUGUAUGUAGUAUGUAUAUAUAUACAUAUAUACAUUCCUGAUAAUUCUCAAGGUGCUGUCCCCUUUACAUUAUUUUGCACUCCUCCCAUCUGGCUUUUGCCAGUGUCCUCUAAGCACUUUCAGAAAAUGGCCAGAUGUGUAGAGCUAGGGAGUGAAGUGUAAGAAAUGAGAAGAGGGAUUUUAUUUUCUGAAAACAGUCUGUGUCUCAAUUUUUCUCCAAAGAGUGAAAGGGACACAUGGCCACCAGCACUUAGGCUCUUAGUUUAUGCAGAUCCUUGAGAGCCAAGUUCAGGUGGCCUUGUCCCCUGCUCGUUUUUAUUUUUGUUUUGUUUUUUGUUUUUUUGUUUUUUUUUUCCACAGUGGCAGGUACUUAGCCACUAAAUCUCAAAAAAAAAAAAAAUCAUACGUUUUGUGGUUUUGGCAUUCUUAGUUUUUAAACGAUUAACUGUCUAGAAAAGAUGGAGGGAGUAAAUAGGACGUAAGGCCAAAGGAAGAAAUGAAGGUGCCAGGGAAAUUCAAGAAAGAAUGAAUAAAGUUGACAUGUCAAUUUGCUUUUGCUCUUCCUCCAUUAGAAUGUCAGAAACACACUUAGGCAGUGGGCCCUCUUUUCUUCCAGAGUAUUUGUGCGUGAGUAAUUUAGCCUUAUGGAAGUAAAAAAAAAAACUCGUGUGUGUGUGUGUGUGUGUGUGUGUGUUGCUUCCACAUCUAAAUAAAUGACAAACCAGGAGAUCUAAAGAGACGCCUCACACACAGUUAAGAAUAAGAAUUUGAGUUCAAUACCCAGUAACCCAUUGUGCAGUCCACAACUACAAGUAAUUCCAGCUCCAUGGGAUCCCAUGUCCUCUCCUGACCUCUGAGAGCAAACACACACACAUACUCUCACACACACUAAAUUACAAAUCUAAUCUUAUGAGGUAAAUGUAAGAAAAUCAAUUGUCCUACAGGUGAUUUUCUUUUGGUGGGUCCUUAUACAGGAAAGCAGUUUAAAACUGAAAGAGGCACUGGCAUGGUUUAUCAAGAGCACUGGUUCCUGGAUAAUGGAGAAAAAGCUAACCACUUAAGUGAACUGCAAGCAGUUUUGUAAUUGUUGGAGUCCAGGAGUCACCUCACAAAUCAUUCAAACAGCCACCUCAGACAGGAAUGGCUUAUUUAGCAUAUGCCGCAGGACUAAUCAAUCAGGGCCACCAUUCAGGCUCAGACGCUGAACCGUGACACUGAGUUAAGAUCCUACAAGGCCUUUAAGCCUAAAAUCCACAAACAUCUGUGCCAAGUUAUUUCACCAAUCAGGAUUUAGAGAGAGGGGAUUUUCUUACGAACAUUUCUUUGUUGUACACUUAUCCUGUUCUCAUUGGUUGGGGUAUUCAACUGUGGGAGGGGACUUGACUUGUCUAACAUUCACGUCCUAACUUGCCAACCAGAAUGUCAGUUACCCAUGUACAUGUCUCUUUCUGCCAAGUAGAAUGUCAGUUCCCAGGGAGGUCUUGGGAAUUUAAACUUUACUUGACUC
Molecule: messenger RNA, 3680 nt
Organism: Mastomys coucha (southern multimammate mouse)
Lineage: Eukaryota; Metazoa; Chordata; Mammalia; Rodentia; Muridae
Gene: Tnfrsf11a
Product: TNF receptor superfamily member 11a
Exons: 10
Coding region: 34-1908 (624 amino acids)
Biological process (GO): multinuclear osteoclast differentiation; lymph node development; mammary gland alveolus development
Cellular component (GO): external side of plasma membrane
Molecular function (GO): cytokine binding; tumor necrosis factor receptor activity
Source: RefSeq, a predicted model, not a curated record